Messenger RNA from Dacryopinax primogenitus, 537 nucleotides. RefSeq lists its product as uncharacterized. The transcript has 7 exons. Bases 10 to 537 code for a protein of 175 amino acids. NCBI's taxonomy places the organism in Eukaryota, Fungi, Basidiomycota, Dacrymycetes, Dacrymycetales, Dacrymycetaceae. The record is from RefSeq and is a predicted model, not a curated record.
UUCGCAUCUAUGAUGACCACUGACGACGAGAGUGCUACUAUUCAUGAUGAAAGUGCUCUAAAGUCACUGAAUACGAUCGAGCUGGUGAUUCAGGCGGGAACUUUCGUGUAUGAAAGACUAAAGAAAGCAAGUGGUCAUCGAAUUCAGUUUGGUGAAACCGUGGUGAAGCCCCCCGCAAGCCUCCGCAAAUUCAAGAGCAAUGAAGAGAAACCCUUCAAAUUUGUCUUCCAGUACCGUCCUAAAGAUAUGCUUCAGGCUCUUGGCAUCAUGCCACGCGAUCCUACCCCUCCUACGGUAGUCAAGCCCGACGAUGGUGAAACCGAGACGGACGGAGACAACGAAUCCGAGGAAGAUCCAAAAGUGGAAGCCCAAAUUCAGGAUCUUCAGAAACAACUUGACGAAUUGCGUCAACGCUGCAAGAGGAAAUCUGGUGUCAAACGGGAAGGCAGAGAUGGACGGCACAAGCGUAUUAAAGUGGAGCGGAUCGAGGUGCCUCGUUCCCUGGUCCCCGGCGAAGUGAUUGACUUGACGAUGUGA